Molecule: messenger RNA, 1671 nt
Organism: Emericellopsis atlantica
Lineage: Eukaryota; Fungi; Ascomycota; Sordariomycetes; Hypocreales; Bionectriaceae
Exons: 1
Coding region: 321-1448 (375 amino acids)
Source: RefSeq, a predicted model, not a curated record
ACCCUACACUAAACCCUUGGCAAUGCCUCCCAAUCUCAGUCCUCGCUGAGAACUAUUCCAUGUCUGUACAGCAGGAAUCCUUGACAAUCGCAUUUUAUUAUGUUGGUCACAUCCUGCAAUACCUCGAAGAGUGUAUCCAGAGGUAGGAAUGUUUGACCAAAAUGAAGUGGAUAGCUGAGGCGCGUAGACCUGAAAGGCACAAAGUCUUGAACCCAAAUUGAGUUUUUAUCACGUUUAUUCUGCACCGUCCAUCAUCACGAUUUUGUGACUAGGAGUCACAACACCACAAGUACUCGGAACUGCACCCGAUCAUCACCAAGAUGGCAAAGAAACAUCACCCUGGAAAAAAUGUCGCAAAGCCCAAAGCUAAGCCACAAGCGAAACCUAAGCCUACAUCAACCUCAGCUUCAACUGUUGCCCUACCACCACAGGAUGUGAAGCAUCAGCAAACGCUACUUACGCUCUUCUCCUCAACGUUCGAUGAGAUCCUGAAGUCGGAUGAUAUCGCAGCCACCAUACAAAAUAUCAAGGCGGCUCUGUAUGAUCGAGACUUCGCGAAAGCCUUUGGCACGGAAACCUAUCUCGAGGCCUACGCUGCGCGAUGGAGUCCUACACGAGCACUUGGAUAUGCUAAUGUUUUGGAGGGACUCCAUGCGACAUGGCUUGAGCCUCUUCUGACUGAUCAAAUUGGAGAUGUCAGCCAGGAAGAGGGUGAUCGAAGUGAAGGCAUGGACAGAAAGAUCUCUGAGGAAGCCGAGACAGACUCGAUACCAAAGACGCUAAAGAGCAAGAUGAACGUCCUGUCCAUUGGAGGUUGCGCGGCCGAGCACGUUGCAUUUGCGUCCUACCUCUCUCAACACUCCCUGUCGUGCUCUCUUACACUCCUCGACUCAGCGCCGUGGGGUAGUAUAACGGACCGGCUCCAAAACGCCAUCGUCACACAGCCUGUGUUGCCAAAGUAUACCUCUGCUUCCAUCGUUGCGGCCGCCGAGCCAUUACUUCUGCCGGAGCAGCUGGAUGUCAAGUUCCUACAAAAAGACGCACUUUCUCUUCCCGAGGAUGAGUUCAAGGGCAUUCUCGGGCAGCAACCCCUUCUUGUGACCAUUUUCUUCACUCUGAAUGAGCUUUACACCAGCGCCGGCAUUGGGAAGACAACCAAAUUCGUCGCGCAUCUGGGCCAGCUUCUGCCGUCAGGGAGCAUUCUACUCGUUCUUGACAGCCCUGGCUCCUAUUCGGAAGCGUCCGUCGGGAAGGAGAAAAAGAAGUACCCUAUGCAGUGGCUGUUGGAUCAUACACUGCUAGAAACAAAGCUCGAAGGCUGCAAAUGGAGCAAGUUGCAUUGCGAGGAGUCUAUCUGGUUCAGAUUACCAUCGGAAGGACUAGACUACCCCCUUCAGCUGGAGAACAUGCGAUAUCAGAUGCAUAUGUAUCAGGUAGAGAAAGUCUAAAUAUAAUUACGCUAAGGUGUGAAAGACUAUAGGUGUUCUUGCCAGUGGGGACUGAUUCUAUGCCCAGACCAAUCUCUUGAUAGAAUGGCCUAGCUGCUCCAACAGGCCCGUGUUCUUCUUCGCCUCCUCUAGGGAAAUGAUGUCUUCUUUCUGGAUCAGUUCUUGAUGCUCUUCGCCUCGCUUGUACAGACGGCUCUCCUGUGUCAAACGCCCAAUCUCAUUC